Molecule: messenger RNA, 1656 nt
Organism: Lachancea mirantina
Lineage: Eukaryota; Fungi; Ascomycota; Saccharomycetes; Saccharomycetales; Saccharomycetaceae
Source: the annotation of a GenBank genome assembly
AUGGUUAUUUACGUCCACGAGAAGCUCGGCAGCGAUGCAUUGAGCGUUGAUGGAAGCAAAGAACAACCUUACAAGACGCCGGCUUUUGCCAUUUUCGCGAAGGAUGGAGAUGAAAAAUUAAUGGUUUUCAAAGAAGACGAAGAGAAGGGCGAUGAUUACGUCGAAAUCUCGGCCAGUGCACUGAAAAAGGCCAAAAAGGGUGCUGAGGGACUUAAGAAGAAAGCCGCGAAACAGCAGGAACUUGAGAAAAAACAGCAGGAAAAGGAAGCUGCGGAAGCGGCCAAAAAAUUAGAAUCAAUGAACAUUAGCAUUGAACAGGACAAAACGUUACCUGAGGCACGCAAGGUAAAGAUCUCACAGGCCCACGGGGCUGCUGACGAGCGUGUCAAAGUUUCCGGCUGGAUUCAUCGCUUGAGAUCGAACAAAUCGCUUGUUUUUGUCGUUCUGAGAGACGGUUCCGGUUUUUUGCAAGCCAUUUUGUCUGGUGACCUUGCUCUCGCGUAUCAAACGUCCACGUUGACGCUUGAGUCGACCGUAACGCUCUACGGUACCGUAAAAAAGCUUCCAGAGGGCAAAACUGCCCCGGGUGGUGUAGAGCUUGUUGUCGACUACUAUGAGAUUAUUGGACUUGCACCCGCUGGUGAAGACGCAUUUACCAACAAAGUCGCCGAGGGAGCAGACCCCUCGCUGCUUUUGGAUCAGAGACAUUUGGCCCUGAGAGGUGAGACCCUUUCCGCAGUGAUGAAGGUGCGUGGUGCUUUGUUGAAAUCCAUUCGUCGUUUCUAUGACGAGGAACAAUUGACCGAAGUUUCGGUGCCCAGUAUGGUUCAAACGCAAGUCGAAGGUGGGUCUACAUUGUUCCAUUUGAACUACUACGGCGAAGAAGCUUAUUUAACACAAUCGUCUCAAUUGUACCUGGAAACCGUCCUGGCAAGUUUAGGUGACGUCUUCUGUAUUAUGGAAUCAUUCCGUGCUGAGAAGUCGCACACCAGAAGACAUUUGUCCGAAUACACACACAUUGAGGCCGAAUUGUCGUUUUUGACUUUUGAAGAUUUGCUAGUGCAUUUGGAAAAGUUGUUCACCAGGACUAUCAAGUACGUCUUGGAAGACCCUGUAGCGGGUCCGCUUGUGAAACAACUUAACCCCGGCUUCAAAGCACCAGAGAUGCCAUUUUUGAGAAUGACUUACCGUGACGCCUUGGUGUGGCUCAACGAACACAGGAUCAAGAACGAAGAAGGCGAAGAAUUUAAAUUCGGCGACGAUAUCGCUGAGGCAGCAGAACGUAAAAUGACCGAUACUAUUGGAGUGCCCAUCUUUUUGAUCCGGUUCCCAGUGGCCAUCAAGUCCUUCUACAUGAAACGUUGUGAUGACGACCCCGAAGUCACCGAAUCCGUCGACGUCCUGAUGCCUAACGUUGGUGAAAUCACAGGCGGAUCCAUGAGAAUUGACCAGAUAGACGAACUCAUGGCCGGAUUUAAACGUGAAGGUAUAGACCCAUCGCUGUAUUACUGGUACACGGAUCAACGUAUCUAUGGUACAUGUCCUCAUGGUGGUUACGGUAUUGGUACCGAACGUAUUCUUGCAUGGCUCUGCGACAGAUUCACAGUAAGAGACUGUUCGCUAUAUCCUCGAUUUAGCGGCAGAUGUAAGCCAUAA